Molecule: messenger RNA, 1715 nt
Organism: Lacerta agilis (Sand lizard)
Lineage: Eukaryota; Metazoa; Chordata; Lepidosauria; Squamata; Lacertidae
Gene: PHB1
Product: prohibitin
Biological process (GO): mitochondrion organization
Cellular component (GO): mitochondrion; membrane
Source: RefSeq, a predicted model, not a curated record
GAGGGUUUGCAAACGGUGUGACUUUUUCAGCAACACAGGAGGUGGAUUUGAGCUGACACCAAUGGCUACCAAGAUCUUUGAGACAAUCGGCAAAAUCGGCCUGGGGCUGGCUGUUGCUGGCGGAGUCGUCAAUUCUGCUCUUUAUAACGUUGACGCAGGCCACAGGGCUGUCAUCUUUGACCGAUUCCGAGGCGUCCAGGACAUAGUGGUUGGAGAAGGGACCCAUUUUCUCAUUCCCUGGGUGCAGAAGCCGAUCAUCUUCGACUGCCGCUCUCGCCCACGUAACGUUCCCGUAAUCACUGGCAGCAAAGAUCUACAGAAUGUGAACAUCACACUAAGGAUCUUGUUCAGGCCGGUGACAAUGCAGCUUCCCCGGAUUUUCACCACGAUCGGCGAGGAUUAUGAUGAGCGGGUGCUGCCUUCCAUCACAACCGAGAUCCUCAAAUCUGUGGUGGUAAGGCUUGAUGCUGGCGAGUUGAUCACACAGAGAGAACUCGUUUCCAGGCAAGUGAGCGAAGACCUGACGGAAAGAGCAGCAACUUUUGGCCUCAUCCUAGAUGACGUUCCUUGGUAAGAGAUUACACAUCUGACCUUUGGAAAGGAGUUCACGGAGGCAGUAGAAAUGAAGCAAGUCGCACAGCAAGAAGCAGAGCGAGCCAGAUUCAUCGUGGAAAAGGCAGAGCAGCAAAAGAAAGCCGCUAUAAUCUCAGCUGAGGGGGAUUCGAAGGCAGCUGAGCUCAUCGCCACGUCACUGUCUUCAGUAGGCGACGGCCUCAUUGAGCUGCGCAAACUUGAGGCAGCCGAAGACAUCGCUUACCAGCUCUCGCGCUCCCGCAACAUCACCUACCUGCCCUCAGGACAGUCAGUGUUGCUCCAGCUACCACAAUGAGUGUCCUGACUCUCCCCAUCCCCAUGUUUUUUUCUACUAUUCCCUUGAAACUUAGCAGAUGAGUCAAAAGUAUAUAAUCACUGAGAUUUCCCCAUUUGGGGGUUGACAGAUAGCAAGAAAUCAAAUGGAUUUAAAAUCCCUUGAUCUAAUUAAGGCCACCUCCCUUUCCCACUCUAGAAUCUAAUUUUUAGCAGAUCAGUGCUUGGAAUAAAGCUGUAAAAGAGUGGGGGGUGUUAGUUUUUGUCCACUGAGAAAGCCUUUUGUUUUGGUAAGACCUUGCCAUAGCAGCCUGCGGUCUGUAUAAUCGGAAGUAGGCCAACUUUGGUUUGCUGCCGUUUAUGGAAAAGAGCGGGGGGGUUUCCUUGCCCCACCUUCUUUCCUGCCAGAUCUAGAAUCAUACAGGUAGCAGCAUAUCAGCUCCUCUUCCUGGUAAUCUUUCCCUAAUGUCUGGUUCUGCAGUAAUGCUUCAGACUGCAACAGCACAGAUCUAAAACACCUGAUACAGUUUCAGUUCUGUAUAGAUCUGAGAUUAUAAUGUUCCCAUGUGUGGAAUUACAGUUCCUGGGGACAGCUCUCUCUCUUCUCUGUGGCUUGUACCUGAUCUUGUGCAGAAAAAGGCUGAACUUGCAGGCAGCAAGCAUCUAUUCCACAUAUCUCAAGGCCCAGCUUUAAGAGGGAUACUUAUUCCACUGAUAGUCUGCAUUCAUGAGUGUGUUAUUGGGGCUCUUUUAAUUAAAAGAUGUUCACUUUAACAGUGAAACUGGUAAAAUAUGAAAUUGUACUAACCAACCUUCAAUAAAUGAACAAAUAAAAUGCCCCUUCUUAA